CAACCUGUGAAGGGAUCAAACUUUGUGCAGGAACUGGUAGAGGGGGUCAGGGGGGGAGGUCCAUGCAUUGAAAAUCUUGCAUGAGGGAACAAAAGACGUGACUGUAGAAAAAAUUGUGCACAUGGACGAUGAAGAGUGGUACAUACGACGAGGGAUUGCGGCUGACCCCACUCUUGGUCCCGUUUGAGUGUCUCGUUGUCACCCGGCGUCACGUCUGGGUUGGGAAACUAAACGCAUGCACAAUUGGGGGAUACACAUGUGGCGGUUCUCCCGUUUACAACUAGACUUUUGGGUUUUAAAUUAAUCUACUUGAGUAAGAUUCACAAAGGUAUUCCGUGGGAAAGACAGGAGAAACUCGUCUAUGAAGAAGUUUCCACUGGCUAGUUCGGGAUGCAAGGGUUUAUUUAUUUUGUAGCUGUGAGGACUUUUCUGCCCACACGUAAUUUUAAGAGCGUGUUGGUGUUGUCGGAGGGAAUCUCGUAGCUUUCCAGUAGUUGGCCGCGCUGCUGCACAGAUUCAAGUUAAUUUGGACGUCUGGAUGUGGGAGGGUAGAGGACACCUGAGGAUACUCUCGUCCACUGUUUUUCUUUCAGUGAAUUUCAAUGUUCGAGGUUUGUCUUGUGUGUUUUAACAGUCCGUCGUUGCUCUGCUGGUGUGAUUUCAAGGUGUGGAGUCUCCCCGGGGUUUGUAGUCUGGCGAAACCUCCACUAAUUCGACCCAAACCGAAAAUUCUUCAAUUUUCCGGAUCCUACUCCAUCUCGUCACUCAUAGAUUUUGCCCUCAGAGUUAGUGCGGUUGCGUCAUAAAUUGGCCUUGUGUUCCCACCAUCGAUACUUCUGCAAUUCAAGUGCUUCAUACUCGUUUUUGAUCGCUCUAGAGUCGACAGUUCUCUGUGCUUCUACAGAGUGGAGGGAUAUUACUGACGAUUUUUCCAGCUUCACCGGUGAAAGGUGUUCUAAGUAGAGACGACAGCAAUUUUAAGGAUUGAAGGCUUCGGAGAGUAAUCAGUAGGUUUUGCAGGGUUAGAGAUAUACCUGGAUCAGCCUAGAUGGCUAGAUCAGGACUGUUGGAAGAUGGUGGCAAUUUGUUUUCGGAAUUAGGACGAACUCGGAAGCGCAACGGCAGCAAUUCAAAACCAGGACGAGGUAUCUGCCUAUUGCUUGUGACCGUGUUUUUCACGUUGCUGCUUGCCAGCCGGCUGCUAUGGUGCUUCAUGUACCUGUUCAAUAGCACAGCAACCGUUAUGUACGUUGAUCAUCACACCGUCCACCCAAACCGAGAUUCUGCUGCUUUCGCCGGUGAAAAUGAGACGAAAGCCAUGGGAGAAGGUACAAUCGUGAGGGAAUUGGGACGAAAAGCAAAUGAGAGCGAACAUGACCAGAUCUUGGAGGACUCGGAGGAAAAGAUAGUAGACGAUCACGUUGACGAGAAAGAAGGAAGUAUGGUAGACACCAAUGUGGGUAACAAAAGAGCAGAGAUAGAGGAAGUAUGGAAAGAUGAGGAACAGCUUGGGGAAUUAAUGGCGAAAAUGACAAACAUGGUGGUAAAACUUGGUGACGGUAAGGAAGAAGAAGAGGAAGACAAAGAAGAGAAUGACGAUUCCGUGGAAAAAGUAGCCCUUGACAACGGACACGCAGAGAAGAUGAAACUGCCGGAUGCCAUUGCAUUCUUGGAGCAGCUUGCUGGGAAAUUAACAAAGACAGGUGUUCAUGAAGACUAUGGCCCCUACCAUUCUCGUCGAAUUUUUGAGUCGGAUUACGCCGAAAUGAAGCGCAAAUUACGGAUUUUCGUGUAUCCUCACGACCGCAAGGAUCCAUUUCACAUGAUUUUCGAGUCAGGAAACAAGGUACCUUCAGGGAAUUACGCAAGUGAGGAGUUCUUCCAGCAAUCACUAUUGACGAGUACCUUCUUGACUAAAACUGCAUCCGAGGCCGACUUUUUCUUCAUGCCGGUUUCCAUUACAAAGGCUCGCAUGGACAAACGUAUCAACGUUGGAGGCUUGCAAAGCUUUUGUGCAAAUUAUAUCACAGAUGUACGUUCGCAAUGGAGCUACUGGAACCGAAGCAACGGCGCGGACCACUUUUAUUUGUCCUGUCACUCAAUUGCUCGUAAUGCAAUGGACAGAGUGCCUGACGUCCGACAGAACGCAAUCCAGCUGCUCUGCCCUGCAAGCUAUUUCCUCCCCUCUUACAUCACACACAAGGAUGCUUCAGUGCCGCAAAUCUGGCCACGACUCGGUAAAGAACCUGAGGAAGUUAGGACAAUUACGCAGAGAAAAAGAUUAGCAUUCUUCGCAGGCGCUCUCAAUUCCCCUGUGCGAAAGGAUCUUGAACGGACAUGGGCUAACGACAGCAAAAUACUAGUACAUAAGGGUCGUGUUCCGUAUCCUUAUUCGGAAGCUCUGCUGACCACCAAGUUCUGCCUCCACGCCAAAGGAUUCGAGGUGAAUACGGCGCGUCUCGGAGACGCCAUGUACUACGGUUGCGUGCCGGUGGUGAUCGCGAACUAUUACGACCUGCCCUUCCAAGAUAUCCUAGACUGGACCAAAUUCUCCAUUGUGGUUUCCUCUCUGGAUAUCCCUCUGCUCAAGAAGACCUUGGAAGCCGUCACAGAUGAGCAAUACGCCGAGCUCCAUCGCCAGGUGCUCUUGGCGCGGAAGCACUUCCAGUGGCAUGCUCCGCCAGAAGAGUACGACGCAUUUCACACGGUGAUGUAUGAACUUUGGAAGAGACGACACAUUGUGAGACGGUCCACCCAGUAACUAAACAAUCGAUUCUCCAGCAGUUGACAAAGCUCUCGUAGCAAUCAAUACUUUGUAUAUGAAUCAAUGACCAUAGGUUUCUGCUAACAUGCCAUAGACUCAAUUACGGUAUAGAUUUGUAGCGAUUCGAUUCUGGUUUCUAUGUGUAUUCUACGUAACUGACUACUCGAGACCAGAAGCAUCAAUAUAGCUGUGUAGCGGCUUGGUGGAAUGGCCGAGUUAAUUGUAAAAUAUGAGGUCCUUUAUAACCCCGACAAAGGAGGGCUGUUUCAGCGAA
Messenger RNA from Physcomitrium patens, 3038 nucleotides. RefSeq names its product putative glycosyltransferase At5g11130. Lineage: Eukaryota; Viridiplantae; Streptophyta; Bryopsida; Funariales; Funariaceae. The record is from RefSeq and is a predicted model, not a curated record. Gene Ontology annotation, molecular function: glycosyltransferase activity.